Messenger RNA from Trypanosoma conorhini, 681 nucleotides. Its product is annotated as peroxisomal membrane protein 4. Gene Ontology annotation, cellular component: peroxisomal membrane. NCBI's taxonomy places the organism in Eukaryota, Euglenozoa, Kinetoplastea, Trypanosomatida, Trypanosomatidae. The transcript has a single exon. The record is from RefSeq and is a predicted model, not a curated record. The coding region runs from base 1 to 681 and encodes 226 amino acids.
AUGGCUUCUGCGGGGGCUGAUGCGUCUGCGUUGAAGCCCACGGCGCUGCCAAAGGAGGCGGCUCUUCUCAUUGAUGAUAUGAUUCGCUCGGGGAAAUACAAAGUGCUGCUGGACGCCAUUAAGGGCUUCCGCAACGGCUUUGUCUACGGCGUCCGCAUUCGCGCGCCGCAUGCCCUUGUGCUGAAUGUCGUGUGGAGCCACGCCCCAUGGCGCGUGAAGGCGCGCAGAAUCUACGCGGCCACCAGGAAGCACAGCAUCUCUCUAGGGUUGGCUGGCCUGACCGUGUCGCUGGUGCGGUCGAUUCUCCGUAAGCUGCAGGGUGAGCCCCACAUGUGGCACAGUGCGUUGGCCGGGUUUAUUGUCGGUUCCGUCUUUUGGGGGGAGCAGAGUCCUGUAACGGUGCAGAUGAGCAUGUACAUUCUCUCCCGUAUUCUGAGCGCGAUGCUCUUCAUUCUCGCAGGCAAGUACGGCUGGAAGAUCCCACCAAAUGCCUUCCGCUUUUACUCGGGCGUGCUGUGGAUGAUCGUCAUGCCGCUCUUCCUGUACCACGGCGAGGCCGUGCAGCCGUCGAUGCGCACCGCCAUGCAGUACAUUUACCAGGACAACGAGAAGUACUCAAGUUGGUACGAUCUCUUGUGGGUGAACCGCGACACCUCCUCCCCCUCCUCCCCCUCCUUUUAA